Molecule: messenger RNA, 6233 nt
Organism: Tilletiaria anomala UBC 951
Lineage: Eukaryota; Fungi; Basidiomycota; Exobasidiomycetes; Georgefischeriales; Tilletiariaceae
Exons: 5
Coding region: 443-6208 (1921 amino acids)
Biological process (GO): mRNA export from nucleus; protein import into nucleus
Cellular component (GO): nuclear pore
Molecular function (GO): structural constituent of nuclear pore
Source: RefSeq, a predicted model, not a curated record
ACUCGGCAUCUGGCACCCGUUGCGUAACUCCAAUCUGUAGGGUCGUUGGCGGCUCCUUGGCUGCGAGCGCAGAGCCGGCCAGGCCAACGAGGCCGAGCGUCAGCGUUGAAAGCAGCAUCGAUCUCUUCAUCUUGGAUUUUUCUGUCCCUCGAAUCUGCGACGAUGGGCUUGCCUUGCACUUGGGGUGUACAUGCAAGCGUUGCAUCCAUGUGGUGAAUAGAAACAAGGAUGGACGAGAAGAACGCGGGGAGGCGGUGGAGCGCUGGGAGUGGGAUGGGGGAGACUGGCGCAGUGCCACCGCGAAUGCAUGUUCUCCCCAUCCAUUCUAACUUCACCUUGCGCUACCCUUCGUGUCCAUGGGCACAUGUCCAUACGACGGGGUUAUCUGGAAGCUUCAAGCAGCGCACGUCAUCGGCUGCUGCUGUGGCCAAGACGAAACAUCAUGGCGGCUGCCGAGGUGAGCGCCCCAAUGCCAGGUGCCGAUGGCAUCCAGCGUCUGCCACUCGCGUUGCCUAUUACGUUAGAUGUAACCGCGCUGCAGGCAUCGCUGGCAUCCAUCGGUAACAUCGAAGGCAGCGUCUCAUCACAGCGCAUCAACGCUCCCGAUGCAGGCCUGAUCGUCGCUAUUUACACCUUCCUCGCGACAAAGCUCUCAAGUCUGCAAGGGGCCGCAGAGGCGCUCGAAGCAACGCGGGUAGAGGCAUCGCGUCGCGAGAUCGAGGUUGAGACCGCACUGAACGAUGCUGAGCGAGCGCGGACGGAGGCAGAGCAGCGUGCCGAAGUCGCAACCACGGAUGCGUUGUCUGCCAAAGCAGAGCAGGAGAAGCUCAGAUCAGAGCUCCAAGGGGCCAGGUUGGAGCUGGACGCUGCUCGAUCAACCAGCGAGUCCGGUGGAGAGGCCCAGACGCAGCUCCAACAGCGCAUCGCUACGGCUCAACAGGAGAAACGAGACCUACUGGCUCUUCUGGAUCGCGAGAAAGCAGAUUCCGCGAGUCGUUCAGAGGAAGUGCAGUUACUCUCCGAGCGCCAGACGGAGUUGCGUGGUGAAGUUACUCGCCUAUCAUCAGAGCUGGCAGAGGCCAAGAGCAGCGAGAACAAUCUUAGGUACAAGGUGCAAUCGCUGGAGCAAGAGCUAGCACUCGUGCGCCGCGACUCCGAGUGGGCACACGCGGAGCUGAAGACGAUCACAGAGUCUGCAGCAUCCUACCGCUCCAACAAGUCGGCAGAGCUCAUCGCUCUUCAAUCGGCAUUCGACACGGCUCAGCAGAACCUUUCCUCAGCCAACACCAAAUUGGUCAACGCUGAAGCCGCAUACUCUGCUGCGACACUGCGCUUGAAUGAGAAUGCAUCCAGGAUCCAAGAGCUCACCACGCGACUUGCGGCCCAAGAGGAGUCAUUUGCAGCUGAGAUCGCGACGCAGAGCAAGCUGCACGAUCUCUUGACGAAGCGCGCGAAAGAUGCGCAGAAGCGCGAGCACGAGCUCGAUACACAUUGGCAGGAUGCGGUCAAAGAGUUCGCUGAGAGGGAGGACAAGCUGCGGGAAGAGAUCGAGUUGGAGAGAAAUGCAAACGCAGGGCUGCAGAAGGAGAAAGAAGAUCUUAAGCUUGCGUUGGAUCGCCUGGCAGAAGGUGUGGGCAUUGUGGACAGCUCAGGAGGCGCACUGGGGGGUGCAGAAAAUGGUGAGCUAGAUUCCUUCGACCAGAACAGCAGAGCGUCUACACCAGGAGCAAAGCGCUUCUCUGGCGUGGGUCUCAACACCUCGCUACUCAUGUCACCGACUGCCGCGCUCGCCAGCAAACUGCAGCGCGGAGGCAAGUCCUUCACACAGGUCUAUGCGGACUUCACACGGACCCAAGAAGAGCUGCGCAGAGAACGUCUCGAAACGCAACGGCUGGGUCAGGUGCUGGAAACAGUCUUUGAGGAGCUCCGCGUUCGCCAACCUGUCUUGCAGGCGCAGCGAGAAGAGACCGAGCACUUGCGGGAGGAUCUCCAGGAGAUGAGCGAGCGUGUUGCGAAUCUUUGCGAAGAGAGAGACGUCAGCGAGAACGAACGCAAGCAUCUCUCUCUCGAGGCGCAGCGACUGCGAAUGGAGAACGAUCUGGGCAACCGACAGCUGGCUGACCUCGGCCGCCAAGUCAGAAGCCUCACCCGAGAGAUUAUCAUUCGAGAUGACCCUUCGGCGGCAUCGAGACUAGAAGACGACGGCAGUGCAAUUCCAGAACCGAUCGCUUCCGAUGCUGAAGUGAAUGAGACGCAAGCAGUCAUCACCACUCAGCUUGUCACCUUCUCUUCUCUCACCGACCUCCUCGCCCAGAACCAACGUUUGCUUCGCGUCACUCGCGAGUUAGCUGGCAGGGUUGAGCAGGAGGAGCAAAAGCUGAGAGCUGCGCUGGAGAACAACGAGAACGAGGCUGUCUCUGAAGCAGCCGAGGUCAUCGAGAACCUGAAUGAAGAAAUCAAGGCGGAGCGGUCGAAGUCAGAGGCACUGAAGCGCGAGAGGGACAUGUUCCGCGCCAUGAUCAACUCGCGUACUGCAAACGGUGCGAACAGUGCUGCUGUCAAUGGAGGUCAAACGGAUGCAACAAGUAGCAGCGUGAUGGCGCAAAGCCUUGCAAACCAAUACUCGACUCUGCAGGCUCAUUUCGAAGCUUACAAGGCCGAGGUGCGGCAAGACACGGAAAUGCUCAAGGAAGAUGUUGCCGAUGCUCGCCAACAAGCCAGUCAAGCGGCUGUCCAAGCGGCACGCGAAAAGGCGAGCCGAGAGGCCACAGACGAGCGCUACCGCACUCUACAGCAGACAUUUGACUUGCAGAAGAGCGAACUUGCCGAACUCAACAAGAUCAUGGGCACCCUCCGAGAAAACCUUGCGCGUCGCGAUAUGGCGGCACACAAGACAGAAGAGGAGCUGCUCAAUGUUAAAGCUUCGCUUGAGCGGCUGCGCAUCGAAGCUGCGAACCUGCGGGCGGAGAAGGACUUGCUCAAGAGUACGGAGUCACGCCUGCUAGAGGAGAGUCACGCGGUUGUGGCUGAGCGGACCAACCUCAGCGAACUCCUUCGCAACAUCUCCAACACUCAUAAUGACAUGGAACGAUCAGCAUCUGAACACAGGCGCAGAAUGGAGGCGCAGAUUGCUCAUCUCGAGGAAGAGAGCAGGUCAGCGCGGGACAAGGCCGGCAAGAAGGAAGAGGAAGCGCGCAUGGUCACCCUGCGCAAGGAGGUCGAGACGCGAGACUUGCAAUCGCGUUUGGACAAGGCUACGGCAGAGGCAUCAUCUGCAAAGGAACAGCUUGCAGCCGUCAAUACAUCCCUUUCACACCUCAGAGCCAAGGCUGCCGACCUGCAGAAGCAGCUGACCGCUCGCGAGGAGAAGCUGGAUGUAUUUGAGCGACACAGUGCAGCAGCUUCCACGGGCGCUAGCAGCAGGAAUGUUGCCGGCAGCUCGGGCAACCGCGAGCAAGAGCUCGAGAUCACCCUCGCGGAACUGCGCAGCGAGCUUCGCAACGCGAACGUCGAGGUGGAGCAAGCCAAAGCGCAUGUCGAGCAAUACAAGGCUAUCGCACAGGCAAACGAGGACUCUCUGGCACAGUUGCAGUCCACGUAUGAUCAGUUCAAAGCGGAGACUGAUGCAGGCGUCGCUCAGAAAGAUGCUGAGAUCACUGUGCUGCGUACUCGUAUCGAGGCCAUCAGCAACGAGCUUACAGCGGCGCAAGACGAAGGCAGCAUCGCAAGGCAAAACCUUGAGGCGCAACGCACAGAAUUCGCAGCCGAGAAGCGCACGCUUGAAGACGCCAUCGCUCAGCUCAGUAACCUUGAGGAACGCGUCGGCUCUGAGCAACAAGUGUUGCGCAGCGACGUGCAAAGGCAAGCCGAGUUGGCACGUGCAGCUCAUGCCAAGUAUGAGGCAGAACUCAUGCUACAUGCGGAGGACGUCAAGGCCCUCACUCAAGUCAAAGCGACGCUGGCGUCCGCAGAAGCACAGGUACGAGAGCUACAGAAGGAUGUCGAGACUGUCCAAAUCAAUCUCACGGCAUCACAGGUCAGCUGGGAAGAGCAAAAGUCGACACUUGAGAAAGAGCGACUCGACCUCAAUAAGCGGAUUGAGGACCUCACAUCGCAGAAUAAUGUCCUGCACAACAGCCUUGAGUCCCUCACUUCCCAAGCCUCAGCCAUUCAGUCCAGAGCUGAGACUUCGACUGAUGGUGAUACAAGUUUCAGCUCUUCGCCUAUGGAAGAGCUUCGCGAGGUGAUCAAAUAUCUUCGAAGGGAGAAGGAAAUUGCUGAGCUUCAGAUGAACCUCAAUAAGCAAGAGGCAGCCAGAUUGCGACAAUCCCUUGACCAUGCCAACCAAACGCUGGGGGAGUUGCACAUGCAAUUGUCUGAAGAGCGCUCGAAGAAUGCUUCGACAGUUGAAAGUAGUGCGCAGCAUGCCGAGCUUCUGGACAAGGUCAAUCAGCUUAGCAUCCUGCGCGAAAGCAACGCGACGUUGCGCGAGGAGACAGAACGCGCCAACAGGCGAGCGAGAGAGCUCGAGACCGCACUGAGCACGACAACCGCACAGAUCGAGCCAUUGAACGAGAGACUUCGGACGACACAGGUCGAGCUGGAGUCUCUUCAGGCGCAACUCAAAUUGGUGCAAGAGGACAACAAGCGCUGGCAAGCACGUGCGCAGUCCAUCCUGCAGCAGUACAACCAAGUCGACCCCGAAGAGAUCAAGCGGCUGGAACAGCGCGCAACCGCUGCAGAAGCAGUGGCAGAAGAGGAGAAGAAAAAGGUCGUUGAACUCGAGGCUGCCAAGGCUCAAGGUGAAGAACGGUUCACGAAGUUACGUACUCAGACCAUCGAACGCCUUAAAGAGCGAAAUGACCAAGCUGCUAAGUAUCAGGCCGAAAUAGAGAGGCUCAAGGAGCAGGUCUCGAACGCGUCAAAAGACAGUGAAGCCCUGAAGGAGCGCGAGGCAUCGCUUUCCACUGUGCAGGCCGAUGUGAAAAGGCUACAAGAGGAGAAUACGAAGCUGCAGGAGAAGAGUAACAAAUUGCAACAGGAGAUCAGUACAUUGCAAGCUGCAGCCGCAUCGAUAGCCCAGCAACAAAUGGAGGGAGGCGCCUCUGCAAACGCUGUGGCCGACGCCGUAGCCGAAGCUGAGAAGAAGUGGGAGGAAGAAAAGAGAGCUCUUAGCGAGGCCGCGACCUCCGCGAAGACAAUGGAGCAGCAACACUUGUCGAAGGCGAGGACCGCAGUACAGGAGAAGAACACCGCAAUGGUUGAGCGAGAUGCUGCACAGGCAGCAUUGAAGGCUGCACAAGCAGAGCAAGCGACUGCCAAUGCUACAGCCAUUGAGGAAGCCGUGACCAAGCGACUCACACAGCUGGGCGGCACGGAAGGUGGCGACCCAGCCACGGCGGCCACCGUCGCUUCUUUGCAGACCCGCAUUGCUGAGCUCGAGGAGGAAGUGAAGAAGGCGAAGGAGGUUGCAGAGCUUGAGCAGCCCAAAAUAAAAGCGGCCAAUGCUGCCAAGAUUGAGCAGCUGAAGAAAGAACAUGACGAAAAGCUGCGUGCACGAGAGGCGAAUCUGGCAACCAAAUUUAGCGUGCAGCAAGCGCAGGCGGUGGAGGAAGCGGUCCAGAAAGCAACCGCAGCUGCCGCUGAGUCUGCUUCAGCGCCUAGCAUUGAGAAGGUGGAGGCUGAGGUCCAGGCACGCUUGCAGAAGGUGGAGCAACAACGCGAAGAAGAACGUCAAGCGGCACUCAAGGCUGCGGUCGAAGCCAAGGCGGCCGAGCUGGCGAAAGAGCAUGAGGAGGCGCUCAAGGCAAGGUUUGAAGCAGGCAAAGAAGAGGCCGGGCUGCGACACAAGCUGGUUCUAUCGAAGAAGGACAAGCAGAUUGCAACUUUGCAAGCUCAACUCGCGGAAGGCAAAGGCUCGGCGCUCACGGGCGAUGGUGCUGGUUCUGUACCGGCGUCGCCAACAACUGGCGCAGCUCCAGCGGUGGUCAAGCCGGCAACAAGGGGCGGUGCCGUCGGGCGUGGGCGAGGACGUGGAGGCGCAGUCUCUGCGGCCGCCGGAGUUGGCAAGCGCAAAGCUGAGGAUACUCCUGCAGCGGGCAGCCCGGGCGAUACCGGUGCCGCCAAGAAGCCACGAGGGGGUGGUAGCAUUGCUGUGCAGCGACCGACGCUUAAGAGGCCUGGCGCUGCAAAGGAUUUGACGCAAUAAAAAUAAACGUGCUGUUCAAUAUAUC